Dunckerocampus dactyliophorus (ringed pipefish) is the source of this 6307-nucleotide messenger RNA. RefSeq names its product ribosomal protein S6 kinase, polypeptide 4 (gene rps6ka4). Gene Ontology annotation, biological process: regulation of DNA-templated transcription; intracellular signal transduction; protein phosphorylation. The coding region runs from base 1924 to 4272 and encodes 782 amino acids. The record is from RefSeq and is a predicted model, not a curated record. NCBI's taxonomy places the organism in Eukaryota, Metazoa, Chordata, Actinopteri, Syngnathiformes, Syngnathidae. The transcript is spliced from 18 exons. Gene Ontology annotation, molecular function: protein serine/threonine kinase activity; ATP binding; magnesium ion binding.
UCCCUCUGAAAGGCUUGACUAAACACGGUGCUGUUAAGUUCUUUGCCUCAUUUCCCUCUUUUAGGUGACUCAGAUGUAAAGCUGGAGCCACUGGUCACCUCUGUUGUGCACAUGGGGGCAGGUUAGGUGUUACUUUAGUACACCAGCUUUUUAAAUGAUUAAAAUGCAUACAGGAGCAUAUGGUAGUGAGGUACUACUGGCUUGUGGAACAAACGGGGACUUGCCUUGCAGCACAGAAACACUUUGCUUUCUUCCAGUUACCGCCUUUGCCUAACAGGAAGUUUUUCAGUGUGUGUAUGUGAGUAAUGUGUGUAUAAGUCUACUGACCUUAAUGCAAUACAUGUCUCACUUCCUCAAAGUCACCACAUUGUCAUAGUUAAGGCACUCUGAUAUGUGUGGAGAAGUUUCCACAUUUUGACCAAUUGCUUUCACAAUAGAGUUCAUCCAUGGAAAUGAAUGGAAACCAAUUGUGGACCAUAAAACCAUAAAAGAUUCACAUUUUCAUGUUUUACCUGUUAAUGUAGUUCAAACAUAGCCUUGUCAAGUGCUAAUCGGGGGCCAUUUGUGGCUGCAGCUUGCAUACUGGAUUGAUUUUUUUUGUUGGUCUCUGGCAUCCUUGACUAGUUAGCACAUCAAGAGAUCCGUAUUUAAAUCUGUGUAAGUUUGGGUGGCUUUUCUCUGGCUGCAGCGGCUUCCUCCCACAUCCCAAGUAAAAACAUGUACAUAUGUGCCCUGUGAUUGACUGGUGACCAGUCCAGGGUGUACCUGAAGUCAGCUGGGAUAGGCUCCAGCUAACCCAAAUGAGAAGAUGAUGGUUUAACAUAUGAUCUAACCUGGGGGGGGGAACCUUUCUACUGAGGCCCACAUACUGAAAAUCAAAGGAUGUGGGCCACCUUUUAUUUUGUAAAAAGGAUUUUAAAAAUGUGUUUAACACUAAGUUUUUUUUUACUAUUUACUAGUAUCAACAUUCCAGCUUUUUUGCAAUUUUUUAAACUAUUACGGCACAAGCAACAAGUAAUCCCAGUUGUCCAUGUCUUUAAAUUAAUAUAACGCUAUUAUGUCUUAUUCAUUAUCGGCUGUGAUUUCUGAUCUGACGCGGCCACCGUGGCCCCGCCCACAUACUACUCACGUGACGACCGUCGCCCAGGUUGUGUCGAAAGCAUCCUGCAUUAGCCGUUAGCUAGUAGUUGACCAAAUAUCAAGUGAUGUGGUACUUUUGGUGACAUGGAGGAAACGUGAGCGUUACUCUAGCGGAGGCAGAAAGAAGAAAAGAAGCCACCCGAAUUGCCCCCGCCAACAUGGCCUUUAUCGCUGAAAUCCGAGGAGGUUCUUUAUCAACAAGACAUUAGCCCCGGCUAACGCUACAAAGUUUGACGGACAACGGCAACGUUACGCUAGCUAGAUACAGGUUGUUUGUUUACUACUUGUUACAAUAGCGGGGUGUCUGCCAGUGUCUUCUCAUAUCUUAACGAUUAAGAUAAGCACCCCGCUGUACAUGCCGAUGGAUUCAUAUUCAUAUUUUGACCAGUCUCAGUCGGCGCUAACGUGACGGCAAGUGAAUAUAUAUUGACAACUCUUUUUGUUUUGUUUUGCCAACUAAUGCUAACACUGUUGAGGUAGAGUCCAAUGUAACACAUACGCUGUUACUGGAAAAAACUAGGCUAGUCCUUUUUUUCCUCAACUGUCAACCGACACGAUCCAAUGUUUUGUACCUCAUGCAGGAUGUCAAACACUGGGAUUAAUAUCGAGGCAUCGGCAUUGUUGAUACACAUCUGUCUGGUCAUUGCCCUAAUCCCUGUGCUCCACACAAUGCAGCUACAAUAGUUGUUACAAAGCUGUGUGGACUGCAAUAUCGUAAAUAUCGAACAAACAAGUGGCGUUGAAUUCAUCUCAAAUAGUUUGUAUUGGGAGCAACUUCAAGUUAUGUCGGGGGAUAGCAGUGAUGACUCCGACGCACAAACUAAUGAGAGCGCCUGCACCGUCAAACAUCAAAUCACCAAUGCUAACCUUACCGGGCACACUGAAAAGGUCGGCAUGGAGAACUUUGAGCUCCUCAAAGUCUUGGGCACUGGAGCUUAUGGAAAAGUCUUUUUAGUGAGGAAGAACAGCGGCCAUGAUGCAGGCCAACUCUAUGCAAUGAAGGUGCUAAAGAAGGCGGCUAUCGUUCAGAAGGCAAAGACCACGGAGCACACGCGCACGGAGAGGCAGGUGCUGGAGCACAUCCGCCAGUCGCCUUUCUUGGUCACACUCCACUACGCCUUUCAGACUCAGAGCAAGCUGCACCUCAUCCUGGACUAUGUGAGCGGAGGGGAGAUGUUCACUCAUUUGUAUCAACGUGAUCACUUUUCUGAGGAGGCAGUACGACUUUAUAUCGCUGAAACAAUCCUGGCCCUGGAACACCUGCACAAGCUCGGGAUUGUGUACCGCGACAUUAAAUUGGAAAAUAUUCUCCUGGACAGUGACGGUCAUGUGGUAUUGACAGAUUUUGGACUCAGCAAAGAAUUUCUACAAGAAGAGAAGGAAAGGACCUAUUCUUUCUGUGGUACUAUUGAGUACAUGGCACCCGAAAUCAUUCGAGGGAAAACAGGCCAUGGAAAGUCGGUGGAUUGGUGGAGCCUUGGAAUCCUGAUGUUUGAGUUGCUGACGGGUGCUUCUCCAUUUACUCUGGAGGGAGAGAGGAACUCCCAGAGCGAGGUGUCCAAACGUAUUCUGCGCUGUGAUCCACCAUUCCCCUCCAUGAUCGGACCCACUGCUCAGGACCUUCUGAAGAAGCUGUUGGUAAAGGAUCCUCACAAGAGGCUUGGCUCUGGACCGCGGGGGGCUGCAGACAUCAAGGCACAUAUUUUCUUCAAGGGACUGAACUGGCAAGAUCUUGCCCAAAAGAAGAUUCCCAGUCCGUUUAAACCCGAAGUGAAGAGUGAACUUGAUGUGGGGAACUUUGCCGAGGAGUUCACAGGGAUGGAUCCAGUCUACUCUCCAGCAAGCACCCCCCCAAGCACUGACCGUCUCUUCAAGGGCUACUCCUUUAUCGCUCCCUCCAUCCUAUUCAACAAAAAUGCUGUCAUGGGAGACUUUCUGGAAUCGCAGGUUCAUGCUGACCGUCCGGGCUCGGCCACGGUCCAACGCAGUGCCAUGUUAGCGGAAUCCCAGUUUUUUCAGAACUAUGAGCUUUGUCUCCAGGGGCCACCUCUAGGAGAGGGGAGCUUCUCUGUGUGUAGACAAUGCACUCACAAGCAAAGUGGCCUCGAGUAUGCCGUCAAGAUAGUCAGCCGCAGAAUGGAAGUGAACACCCAGAGGGAGAUUGCUGCUUUGAGGCAAUGUGAGGCUCACCCAAACAUCAUCAAGCUGCAUGAUGUCUACACUGAUCAGUACCACACCUACUUAGUGAUGGAGCUCCUGCGCGGUGGCGAGCUGCUCGAAAGGAUCAAGAAGAAGAAACUCUUCGGCGAAGCGGAGGCCAGCCAGCUGCUGCAGAGCCUGGUCUCAGCUGUCAGCUUCAUGCACGAAGCCGGAGUUGUGCACAGAGACCUGAAACCCGAGAAUGUGCUGUUUACGGAUGAGGGGGAGGACUCUGUGCUCAAAGUGAUAGAUUUUGGAUUUGCCCGCCUGUGUCCUGCAGGCAGCGCCCCGCUGCAGACUCCCUGCUUCACGCUGCAGUACGCCGCACCGGAACUUUUUGAGAGCGCCGGCUACGACAAAGCCUGUGACCUCUGGAGUCUCGGGGUCAUUCUGUACACCAUGCUGUCAGGCCAGGUGCCGUUCCAGUGUGAGCAGGUGGGGAUGACGUCAUCAUACGCUGCCGACAUCAUGCAGAAGAUUAAAGAAGGAGAUUUUUCCUUGGAUGGGGAGCCAUGGAAGGGCGUGUCGGAGGACGCCAAAGAGCUUGUUAAAGGGCUCCUGACCGUGGAUCCGGAGAGGCGACUCAAGCUCUCCGAUCUGAAAGAGAACAGCUGGCUGCAGGGGGGGGCAUCCAUGUCCACGACGCCGCUGUGCACCCCAGACGUGCUUGAGUCCAGCGGGCCCACCGUGCGCACCUUUGUGAACGCUACUUACAAGGCUUUCAACCGCGGCAAGAGAGAGGGCUUCUUUCUGAAAAGCGUCGACAACGCUCCGCUCGCAAAACGCCGAAAACUCAAGAUGACGAGCACGGGCGUGGAGACCCGAUGGAGUUCGUCGUCUUCGUCGUCGUCCUCUUCUUCCUCUUCCUCCUCGGCCUCUGCGAAAGCGUCAACGGCACAGCCAAAGCAAAGCGUGAGCCCAAAGCAGAGCUAGUCAGGCUACGCAACGUUCAGCUAGGUAGGAGCCCAACAUGUUCUCACCAUCACACACUAAAAACUCUCCUGUUCACUGUGGCUAAGGAACAGUGUUGGGUGGAAAGGGAAGAAAAAGAGCCAUGUAAGAGCUGAAGCCAUAUGCACAACCAAUCAGUCAAAAUUGAGCCCAGCGAAAACACACAAGUUUGCACAGGCAGAUGGGUAGUAUGUGCAGAUUUCAUUUUCUUUUUCUUGUUUAACAUAUUUGAGGGCAAAUGUUUGGCUAUUGUUGAUGUGUGUUCUUUUACUCUCUUCUUUGGACUGGUCAAUAUUAGCUUGCACUUUUGAGAAUGUUGAUGAUUAAAAGUUGGAACACGGCACAGGCCGUCUUUGCAAAGUAGCCGCAGCUCAAAUACGACACGCCAGCGUGCUGGAAUGAGUAUCGUCUUUUCCGGUGUACGAGCCGCUACUUUUUUCUAAAACUUUGAACCCUGCGGCUGAUACAGCGGUGCGCCUAAACUCUUAUCUGGUGACAUCUCCGUUACUUCAGAACUACUGCUAAUUGUUUAAAUACUGUACCGCUCGCAAGUCAAUGAGGGAACGGUAGCUCUUUCUUUGGCAGGAGCCAAUCACAAGCCAUCAGUGCACUCACAACAAGCUUGUCAACCCCCUGGAAAAAGCACGAGGUCAUUAUAUGUAACAGUACAACAAUAUAACCGUCUACUCACUGUAUCACCUUACAAAGAACACUAAACUCAUCACACAGCAACUUAACACCUGAGAAGUAUACAAACAUACCAAUAUGAGUUUCAAAUGAAAACAACACCUUUCAAGUUUUCCCAUAAGACAUUGUGUCUGAGCAUCACAUUCAUUGGGGUGCUGCAAUGACGUCAGCCUCCCUCUGGGCUCCUCUGGCUCCCUAUGGUGGGCAGAAGCAGCAGUGCGGCGCCAUCCUUCCAUUUUCUAUGCUGCUUGUCCUCCACUGAAAUGCUUUGCUCAGAUGAAAUGCAUUAUGGGAAAACUUUUAAAAAAAUUAAUUUAAAGUUUGUUUUGGUACAUGUUUGGAUAUUUUUUAGGUAUACUGUUUGAGUGUUAAGUUGCUGUGUGAUGAGUUUAGAGUUUGUAAGAUGACACGGUGAGUAUAUUGAGUUAUGACCUCCUAUGAUUUCCAGCGGGUCGACAAGUUUUACAGCUCAUGAUUGGCUCCCGUCAAAUAAAGAGCUUCUUGGUCCUCGCAGACUCGUGCGCGCCACAAUAUGCGCCUUUUAUAUAUGUACAAAUCAGUUUUAGCGGGUGCGGCUCACACACCAGAAUUUCGGGUAAUCUUUCGGUGUGAUCGCCUGGAAAGGUCGCGCUUGUACUUGCUGUAAAUGGCUAGCCGUACGUAGCCGUCAAUGUCAAGCAUGGAUGUCUGUCGUCCUCAAAGCGCUUUCGUCCAUUUGGGCUUGAUGGAAAUGUGUUUUUAAAAGUGUAAUUUGUGCGAACUAAUCCUUUAGCAGUCACUGAGUGGAAGACUAAGACGUGAUUUGAAAUGAUCACACACUUGGAGAUGAAUUUAGUUAGGAUGACACCACCCAGUCACAUCUGCUAUGUACAUAUUUUCAUUUGGAGAGAAAAUGGGUCCGUAUUGAUUGAAACUCUUUUAAUGGUGUAUCAGUGUCCUGUGUUUUUUUAUUUUGUACAUGUUGCAUGUGUUUUUAUCAAUAAAAUCCAUUGGAGCUUUAAAGGUUCUUUCACGGAUAUUUGUCUUUCAGAAAAUGAACGAAUGAAUGCUGUGGUAAAUGGUGGUUGUAUUGUUUUUAUUUCAGUAUCAGAUGAAGCGUUAUUGUGUGACCCCCCCAACCCUUUUUCCCAGGUUGACAGUUGAACAUUUGACUUAAAACUGUGCUGAUUGGUGUUAAACGUCUUUUGUCGCCGCAAAUGAUAUUUUGCAUCCUGUUUCUUUCUGUUUUGUUUUUUAAGCCUUACUUUUGUAUUGAGAUGCACUGCCACUGUUGUAACUGGGAUUUAUUUGUACCAAUAUCAUUUGUUCUGGUGCAAAAUAAAUAUUACUU